AUGAAAAAAUUUUCGCUCGAAACUUUUCAAUUUUUGUAUGGAAUGUAUUUUUAUGAGUUCUUUUUAGUUUCUCAUGGUUUUCUCGCCCCUUCCGACUCAAAAUAUUAUGCUUGUCUGAAGCUUUCCAAGAUCACGAGCACGGGCACGCUCAAGCUUGAGCUUGCGGGCAUCAGACUUGGCAGACAUGACUCCUCCCCCCCAGUGCUUGCGGAUCUCCUCGUGGCGCUCACUGAAGUUGUUGUUGACAGUCUCGACGAGUUUGUUCAAGGCAGACUUGUCCUCUCUGAAACAAAAAACAGUCUCACUCAUAGCCUCACUUUACUAUCUUACGGCGAGAGCAGCAGUGGUCUUUCUGCGGACAACGGUUCCGAGAGCAGCCUUUCCCUUGAUGAUGGCGUAUGGAACGUUGAAUUUGCGGCAGAGGGCUGGGAGGUGGAGAACAAUCUCGAUUGGGUUGACAUCGUGAGCGAUGAGGACCAAUUGAGCUCUGCGGGUUUCAACAAGGCGGGUGAUGGUGUUGACUCCAUGGCGGACAGUGUUUGGGCGCUUGGUGACUUCCUCCUUCUUUCCAGCAGCACGAGCCUCGACGAUCCUUCUUGCUGA
Caenorhabditis briggsae is the source of this 603-nucleotide messenger RNA. The record is from RefSeq and is a predicted model, not a curated record. The transcript is spliced from 5 exons. NCBI's taxonomy places the organism in Eukaryota, Metazoa, Nematoda, Chromadorea, Rhabditida, Rhabditidae. The coding region runs from base 1 to 603 and encodes 200 amino acids.